Dentiscutata heterogama is the source of this 312-nucleotide messenger RNA. NCBI's taxonomy places the organism in Eukaryota, Fungi, Glomeromycota, Glomeromycetes, Diversisporales, Gigasporaceae. The record is from the annotation of a GenBank genome assembly.
AUGGAAUUAUUUUAUAUGCUACCAUAUCAACGUAGAAAAAAUAAUUGGUUUCCUGAGCUUAUUUUUGACAACCUUUAUGAUAUAGUUACUAAAAUACAAGAUAAUAAUUGGAAUAAGACUAUCAAGAAACUAUUCCUUUCUAAUUCAUUAUUAAAAAUUAUUCACAUAGGCAAAACAGAAACAGAGAAUAAAACAAUUGAUGAAAAAAUUCAACAAUUAACAGAUAAUGAAAAUAAAAUAAUCCAAAAAUUGGAUGAUAGUGAAAAGAUAAUUCAAGAGCUAAAAAAAAUUUUAUUGAAAGAGGUAGAUUAA